Molecule: messenger RNA, 992 nt
Organism: Planococcus citri (citrus mealybug)
Lineage: Eukaryota; Metazoa; Arthropoda; Insecta; Hemiptera; Pseudococcidae
Product: ras-related protein rab7-like
Exons: 4
Coding region: 234-863 (209 amino acids)
Biological process (GO): endosome to lysosome transport; phagosome-lysosome fusion
Cellular component (GO): lysosome; late endosome; phagocytic vesicle
Molecular function (GO): GTP binding; GTPase activity
Source: RefSeq, a predicted model, not a curated record
GCAUCAAUAUUAUUUUCGAAUUGAUGUUAAGUCUUCAUCGCCAAGUUAUUUCAGCUGAUGGUUCUUUGUGUCUAAUUUCCGAAUUUAAACAAAAGAAUUCGAAUUUGUAUCCUUAUGAACUGUUCGUUGAAUGAAAUCAAAUCUAAACGUAGAAGACGUAUAUUGAAUCAAGCAAUUAUACACAAUAGUUUCCGUCUGUGUAAAUUCUUCAGUACCUAAGUUGAUGUCUAAGAAUGGCGACUAAAAAGAAAAUUCCGUUGAAAGUGAUCAUUUUGGGUAACACAGGAGUAGGAAAAACUUCGCUGGUGAGGCAGUACGUGGAUAAGCAGUUUUCAAAUCAAUAUAAAUCUACUAUUGGAACGGAUGUUUUCGCCAAAGAAGUUGAGAUCGAUGAUAGAGGUGUUGUGAUGCAGAUUUGGGAUACAGCUGGUCAAGAAAGAUUUCGAUCACUGUGGUUGGCAUUUUACAGAGGAGCGGACUGUUGUGUUUUAGUAUUCGAUUUAACUAUGCCAGAUACAUUCAAAGAACUUGAUAAUUGGAGAGAUGAAUUUUUAAUUCAAGGUUCGCCCCGUGAUCCGGAAAAUUUUCCAUUUGUCGUAUUGGGAAACAAAAUUGAUUCGAAAAAUUGUGUGGUUAAUUCGAGACGUGCUCAGCGAUGGUGUCAGAGUAGGAAUAAUAUUCCAUACUUCGAGACAUCUGCCAAGGAAGCUAUUAACGUCGAGCAAGCUUUUCAAACUGUUGCUAAACGUGCCUUAGCUCAAGUACUCGAAAUGGAAAUCGUUGAUGAGUUAUCGGAUCAAAUUAACUUCAGGUUGAAUGCGGACGAGAGAUCUUCGAAUGGCAAUGCUAAAUGUUUCUGCUAAAAUGCUAACUUCUCAUAUAAAUAGGUAUAAGUAGGUACCUAUAUUAUAGGAUUGUACCUUUGUUUUUAUACUGCAAUCUGUGAAUAAUUCAAUCGAAAAAUGUAUUAAAAGUAAAAAUUAUUAUAGGUA